Messenger RNA from Ceutorhynchus assimilis (cabbage seed weevil), 651 nucleotides. Lineage: Eukaryota; Metazoa; Arthropoda; Insecta; Coleoptera; Curculionidae. The record is from the annotation of a GenBank genome assembly.
AUGAUUCAAGAUUUCUACAUCUGCCAAAAUCAUUUAAGUCCACAACUAAAUGACUGUGCUGUAGCCCUGAUCAAGAAAGCAGAAAUCGAGAACUGUGAAGCUGUCCAAGUCAACGUAACAAUGCCGAUAGUGCAACCUAUCACUAGUAAAUACGUCUUGGCCAUAUCAACCGAAACAAAUCUAAAGAUGCAGAAGCUGUGCCAAAAUAAUGAAAUCGCAUUUAUAAAUAACCCCAGCCUAAUUGAAAUUCCAAUAAACUGUGGGAUAAUUAUUGGAACCAUCCAAAUCUGGAACAAGGAAGAGUCAAUUGAAGGAAGACCUCUUUCUCUACCUCCAAUCAAAAUCGAAACAUGCACGUCACCGAUAAGGAACAAAACAAUCCUUAAAUUGAAUUCUGUAAAUCUGGACAAAAUCAAGGAUCUCCAGAAACAAUCGGAAUUACUGAUGCCCAUCAAGCCUGAAGCUAUCCAUCCAGCUACUUGGAGUAUAGCUACCAUAUGUACCAUCAUCAUCGCUCUAACAGUAAUUUGGCAACUCUACAGAAGAAGAGGCACCCAACUUCGUGAAGUCAUCCAAGAAAGAAUCAUCCAGAAACCCGAAAACAAACCUCAAUCCGUAUUGUUUUCGACUUCGGCGGGAGGAGUUAUGUGA